Molecule: messenger RNA, 801 nt
Organism: Sceloporus undulatus (fence lizard)
Lineage: Eukaryota; Metazoa; Chordata; Lepidosauria; Squamata; Phrynosomatidae
Gene: FGF3
Product: fibroblast growth factor 3
Exons: 3
Coding region: 1-801 (266 amino acids)
Biological process (GO): positive regulation of cell population proliferation; cell differentiation; positive regulation of protein phosphorylation
Cellular component (GO): cytoplasm
Molecular function (GO): fibroblast growth factor receptor binding; growth factor activity
Source: RefSeq, a predicted model, not a curated record
AUGCUGAGCCCCUGCCUCGCCCUCCUCCUGCUCAGGCUCCUCAGGCUCCUCCUCAGGCCCCCGGGACGGGAAGGGCUCUCCCUCCUCGGGCUCCUCGGGCUGCUGGCGGCCACCCUCGGGGCUCCCCGCCUCCCCGAGGCUCCCGGGCGCUGCGGCGGCGGAGGGGGGGCCUGGUCCUCGGCGUCGUCGUCGCGGGGCUGCCUUCCCCUUCGGGGCCGGAGGGAUGCCGGAGGGCGCGGCGGGGUCUAUGAGCAUCUCGGCGGAGCCCCCCGACGGCGGAAGCUCUACUGCGCCACCAAGUACCACCUCCAGAUCCACGGCAACGGGAAGGUCAACGGCACCCUGGAGAAGAACAGCGUCUUCAGUAUUCUAGAGAUAACAGCAGUGGACGUCGGGAUUGUUGCUAUCAAAGGCUGUUUCUCUGGCAGAUACCUGGCCAUGAACAAAAGAGGCAGACUUUAUGCUUCAGAAACAUACAGUUCAGAGUGUGAGUUUGUGGAAAGGAUCCAUGAGCUGGGCUACAAUACAUAUGCCUCCCGCUUGUAUCGGACUGUGCCUAGUGGAACCAGCAGCAAACGCAAAGCUAGUGCUGAGAGACUCUGGUAUGUCUCCAUCAAUGGGAAAGGACGACCCAGAAGGAGUUUCAAAACCCGUAGGACCCAGAAAUCCUCUCUGUUUUUGCCUCGGGUGUUGGAUAAUAAAGACCAUGAUAUGGUCCGACUAUUCCAUUCAAAUACAAAGUACAGAGAAGACCUACUAAAGCCUCCAAAUAAGAACCAGAGGAGAAGAAGGGAACACUAG